Messenger RNA from Physella acuta, 2429 nucleotides. RefSeq lists its product as uncharacterized. Lineage: Eukaryota; Metazoa; Mollusca; Gastropoda; Physidae. The record is from RefSeq and is a predicted model, not a curated record.
UCCUACUCCUAGUCAACAUCUCAGAGGCUGAGAGUAGGCUUAGAUCUAGAGAUGUAGAUGUACACCAACAUUGGUGUUUAACAUUGUAAUGGCAAUAUGCAAUAAUCAUUAUGACCGACAGCCAAAAUAUAAUAUACAGAUCUAGAGAUCUACUCUAGUAACUCUGAUUACUCUGGUACUACUAGGUUACUAGAGACUUUAGUAAUUACUACUAAUUAGUAAGUUAGGACUAGGAGGAAGACUAAGAAAGAGUUGAAAUUGAAGACACUGACAACGACAAGGUCCCAGAAAAGUCAAAUCAUGCCUAUGGAAACUUCACUGCUCUUAAAAUUACGACGUCAGUGGAUUUCAAUCAAAAUGUCAAUAUUAUAUAGAAGAUGGACACCGAAAAGACUUGUGAUGGCAUCAUGUACAGCAUUAUUUGCUGGUUUAGCAUUUUUAUUUCUUUAUCAUCUGAUAUUUACAUUAGAAAUAUUGCCAUGGAAUCCUUCAGUUGUCAAAUGGUGUGACUAUGAAAGUGCUCCAGAUUAUGUCUUUCAACCCGCCCCAGAUGAAAUAACAGUGGUCACCAUGUUCAUUGAUCUGGGAGUGUUCAAGAAAGGUGAACAGCCAUUGGCUUAUCACUCUCCAUACAAGUACAAGAGGUGGAUGCGUAUUUUUGGCAAAAUGACAAAUAGAGUGGUGGCUUACAUAGAAAAAGAUGAAGAUAUAGAAUAUUUCAAGGAAGUUCGCUCCUGCAUGCCUCCUAGUCACACUAAAGUUAUCAAAAUUAACAGACAUGAACUACCAUCUUUUAAACACCUUCCACAAAUUCGAAGCAUUUAUCGCCAGCCAUCUUACCCCAAAUACCACCCAAACACAGUUUACCCAGAGUACUCAUGUGCUAUGCAUGCCAAAUAUGAUGUGCUUGAAAGAUCUUGCAUUAUGGACUAUUUUAACACUCCUUAUUUUGCCUGGGUUGAUGUUGGUCUGUUUCGUAGCUUAGAUGGCACAGACUAUCCAUUGUUUAAACUUGUGCCACCAGACAAAUUUAACCCCGAAAGAGUUGGAUUCUCCCAAGCAUGGCCACAAGAUCCUGUCUUAACACCAGAUUUUAUUAUGAAAAACAAGAUGGUGUGGGUUUCAGGAAGCAUAGUUUUAGCUGCUAAAGAGUAUAUGCUGAAUUUUACCAGAGACUAUAAGCUUGCAGUCAAAGAGCUCCUUGACCAGGGACUAUCCAAUACUGACCAGGAAGUCAUCUAUGCCAUGUACUCAGCAAAGAUGCGUAAGCCACAUUAUGUCAAGGUCAAGCCUUAUCUCUGUCACCAAGGUCAGCUGGGCUUGUAUGGUCCAGCAGCUCGUUAUUUUUGUCUGGGGUAUGUGUGUAAAAAUGCUUGGGAGAAACGAGUUCCUCACAUCAAAGAUAAACAUGUGACAUGAUUUUUUAUAAAUAACUUCAAACAUUUGACAUAUGUUCCCUCCAUCUCUGUUGAAAACAUUCCUAUAAAACUGUGGUUAUCUUUUUGAAUUAUCUUAUGUUUGCCAAGUGUAAUGUUUUUCAAGUUUCUGUAUAUUUGAAAGUGAUUCCUGUAUAUUUGGUGUUAAAAUAGUAAAUUUGUUGAGUUUAACUUAAGCAUGUAUCUAAACAGUAUGUUUAGAUGUUUUAUUACCCAAUAAAUAACACUAUUUUACAUGUAAGACUGAUCAAGUAUUAAAUGGGUAUUACAUUUUAGUAACGUUUGUAUUAGUACUGGUUUUGACUAGUUUAAAAAAUAAAGUAAUUAUAAAUGUGAGAACCUCUACAUUAAUAAGACAAAUUAACAGUUUACCAUUUAGAUCAAACAAAAAAAGACAAGAUGUUUUUUUUUAAGGAGUGAUUAAAUUGUCAGGUUUUUUAAAAUUCUUUCUUCUUCUUCGUUCUUAAUUAUUAGUGUUGAAGGGGAUCGAGAUUUAUCUGCCAGUGGGUUUCAACUCGAGACUUUGUUCGAAUUUAUCAACCAUGAACUUUUUGCCGACUCGACCACGCCUCCAACACAAUUAAGCGUUACGUGUCAACUGGUUAUGCGCCAUUGAGGCCAUUGACUCCGAUUUCAGCCUGCUUUUCUUUUUUGGAUUUGCUUCCAUAGCCUUUGUCCAACCAAGAACAAACUACAAGGCAGCAGUUAUUUAAUUUUGGAGUAGUCUCUCCUAGAAGAGUGGCUGUUCCCAGCUAACGAGCCUCAUCUGUCCGAGGGUUCGAACUCGAGACUUUUCGGUUUGGCAACCAUGAGCUAUACCGACUCGACCACGCCGACCCCUUUUUAAAAUUAAUUUUAAACUGGUAAAUUUAUGACUAAAUCUAUGUUUGUGGUCAAGAACUUUACAUUCUUGUAUUUGAUUGUAUAUUGAAUUUAAAAAUCCAUAAUUGUUUUUUUACUUAUCUAAUGUAAUUAAAAUUAUCUUAAAUUUGG